AUGGUUACACACAAUUGUUCCCUAGAUUUAUCACCUCCAAUUAAUAGAGAAAUGAAAGAAUUGGAUACAAGUUUCUUUAGAAAGGAAUUUCCAGUUAUUAGAGCUCGUUUUGAUGAUCCAAGAAUAAUUCAAAAAUUCAUAAGAAGUCAUCCACAAGAUGUUUUAAGUGGGAAAGGAUUGCGUAAUAUUGUUAAAAUUGGGGAUUAUACUGUUAGAGCUGUUUUACUUACAGAUCGUUUAACAAAGAUAAGUGAUGCUUCCAAAAUAUUAAGUGAAAGUUGUUUAGAAUAUUUCAAAAAAGAACAAAUUCCAUUACAAAAUCAUACAUUGGUUAUUGAUUAUGAUUUUUGGUCAACUGAAGAAAUUCUUGGUGCUAUAUUACCAGAAGAUUUAUUAGAUAAUAUACCAUCAGGUUUUUCACAAACUGGUCAUGUUGCACAUUUAAAUUUAAGAGAUGAAUAUAAACCAUAUAAAAAGUUAAUUGGUGAAGUUGUGUUAUCCAAAAACCCAAGUAUUGAAACUGUUGUUGAUAAAGUUGAUUCAAUCGCAACUGAAUAUAGAACUUUUAAAAUGGAAGUUUUAGCAGGUAAACCAGAUUUAUUAGUUACACAUAAAGAACAAAAUUGUAUUUUCCAAUUUGAUUUUGAAAAAGUUUAUUGGAAUUCAAGAUUACAAGCUGAACAUGAACGUUUAGUUCAAAUUUUCAAACCUGGUGAAUUAGUUCUGGAUGCAAUGGCAGGUGUUGGACCUUUCACAGUACCAGCUGCUAAAAAAGGUGUUAUUUCAAUUGCAAAUGAUUUAAAUCCUGAUAGUUAUCAUUUCUUGAAGCAAAAUAUUGCUAAGAAUAAUGUAUCAAAUUUUAUAAAACCAUUCAAUGAUAAUGGUCAUGAUUUUAUUAAAAAUUGUAUGACAUAUAUUGAACAAUUUCAUAAAGAAACUAAUGGGAUUAUUAAAGUUGAAAUUAAGAAACCAAAAACCAAGUCAUCUUCAUCAUCAUCAUCAUCAACUCCAGCAAAUAAAAAACCAAGAACUCCAACUGAAUAUAAAGAUAUUUCAAUUCCAAAAUUCCCAAAUCAUUUUGUUAUGAAUUUACCAGAUAGUGCAAUUGAAUUUGUUAAUGAUUAUAUUGGAAUUUUUGCAAAUCAUGAAGAACUCAAAUCAUUACCAAAUUUUGAAUUACCAAUGGUUCAUGUUUAUUGUUUCCAAAAAUUUAGUCCUGAUGAACCAGAACCAACUGAAAAAGAAUUAGAAUCAAGAGUUCGUGAUAGAAUUGUUGAAAAAUUACAAUAUAAUGAUUUAAAAAUCGAUGAUAUUAAUUUCAAAUUGAUUAGAAAAGUUUCACCAACAAAACCAAUGUAUCGUGCUUCAUUUAGAUUACCAGAAGAAGUUGCUUUCAAGAAAGUUUGA
This is a messenger RNA of Hansenula ciferrii, 1407 nucleotides long. It is a transcript of the gene TRM5, whose product is annotated as tRNA (guanine) methyltransferase. The transcript has a single exon. Gene Ontology annotation, biological process: mitochondrial tRNA methylation; tRNA N1-guanine methylation. The record is from RefSeq and is a predicted model, not a curated record. The coding region runs from base 1 to 1407 and encodes 468 amino acids. Gene Ontology annotation, cellular component: mitochondrial matrix; cytoplasm. NCBI's taxonomy places the organism in Eukaryota, Fungi, Ascomycota, Saccharomycetes, Phaffomycetales, Wickerhamomycetaceae.